GCUGUACGGGGCGGUGGCGGAGCCGGGGGAGCAGAGUGGGAGCGAUGAUGGGGACCGAGAUGGCUCUUGCUGUGUAGCUGCGGGCAGUCGGUCCAUCGCAGCUUUAUGCUCUGGGGGUGCAGUUCAGAAGACUGGAGAAGCAGAGGGAGCUCAGCUCUGGGAUCCGAGGGAGGGUCCCGUGUGAAUCGGAUGCAUGUAUGGGGUUAUCAGGCCCUCGGGGUCCCGGCCAGCCCCCUGCUUGGUGCGAGCGGUGAGGCUGCUGACCCGUCCUGCUGAUGUUAAGCUGCUUCCCUGUCCCCUGUGUGUGGUGCGGAGGGGAUCUGACUGUGCUCCUGGCUUGGACAGGUGUGGUUGAUGGGACUGAGGUGGCAUUAAGGGCCGUUUGGUGGCUUGUCUGCGCUCCCUGCGUGCUGAGACCCCUUCCUGUGGUGUGUGCCAGCUCUGGUGUUUUUUGGUGCCUGUCCCCACAUCCUGCCCUGCUCAGAGCCAGCACUUGGGCUCUGCUGCCAACUCUGCCGGCAUCCCAGUGACCCUCUUGUCGCAAGGCAAACAUGUCACAGCCUGGAUUCGGCGCCCUGGCUGGGCUCAAGGUGCAAGAAAGCCGUGUGAAACUGCGAGGUGUGGCUCAGAGCUGACCUGCAGAGCGCGGCGGGCAGCCAGAAGGCUCAGCCCUGCGGUGACUCUGCGGGUCCCAUUUGUCCCUGGAGCACAGGGACAGGUCGGGGUUUGCAAAGUGGGCGGCGCUGGGAAUGCUCACGGUGCGUUCUCAGCCUCAUAACUGAGGAGUAAAAGGUGUGUAACAUCUGUAACAAAGCCUCCAUUUAUCCACACCAUCAAUUACCUGUUGAAAUCGAAUGGGUAUUAAGCAAAGCAAACAAGUCCCAAAGAGUCAGCUGGGAAAUCCCUUUCCCUAAGAUUUGGUGGGGAAGUGAAGCGAGCACCUCCUGCCCUGCAGGCUCCUCCUGGCCCCUCACCCUGCAGUCUCCUCUCCAUCAAACCAUUGGGGCUGGUCCCAGUGGGGACAGGUCCCCUGCUCCGUGCCAGUCUUGUGCUGCCCCGUGAGGGGCUUUGAGCAGCUCCUGGUCUCGCUGAUCCAAUCCCCCAGGCUGGGGCAUUUCUGUCCCAGAACGAAGCUUCCUGCCAGCCUGGCUGCUUUGCCAGCGCCGUGCCUUGCUCCCCAACUUGCACCCCGUGUUCCCACAGGCCUGGGGUUGCAGGCUGGGGACUUCAGGUUGGCUGCACCAUGGUGGCAUGGGCAGAUGGGCCCAAAAUGUGCACAGUGGGUGCAGCGCCGCCAGGCAGAUGCUGGGAUGGGUGAGGAGGGCUGAAGGGCACGGGGUGGAAGGCACUGAGAAAACAUGGGGCAAGUUCUGUUUGUUCUCUGCCACCGCUCCAUGGCAACGGCGCGGCGGCCACAAAGCCAAAGAAUUUGCAUUGUGUCGCUUCAGCGUUUCGGAGGGCGCAGCUGGGAUCACGGGCUGGGGGCAGGGUGCCGGCCCCGCUCCCUGCCAUGGCGAUGCCCACUCCUCCUGCCCUGACCAGGCCCCGGAGAUCCUGGAUUUCAGGUCUGAGGAUCACUGCGUAUCACUGGUGGCGAGACCAGCAGCAUCCCGUGGUUCCCAUCUCUGGCUGCUCGGCCCCAUCGCCACCCUCUGGUUCUCCUGGGGUGGGUUUGGUGUGGCUGGGGCUGGGCGCACUUCCUGCUGCUGCUCGGCUCUGCGGGAGUUUUGCUUGGCCUGCCGUGUGCUUUCUGAGAGUGUUUGCAGGCACUCCUCCCUGGACCUGCUGGCCGCUGCUGUGUGACCUCCCUGUCCUGGGGUGUGUUGUGUUUCUCCCCUCCCACAAGGUUCAUUCUCUUCCAGCCGCUCCAGACCCGGCGCCCCGGCUGCAGGGCGUUCAGGAGCAGGCAGGCAGUGCCCAGCCAUGUGGCUGCCCAAAGCCUUUUGAUCUCAAAGAGCCGGAGCCGUGCCAGAAGGGGCUGGCAGGAGGCUGAGCUGCCCACGACCUUCUCCCUCCCUUCUCCCUCCCUGAGGGGCGCCGCAUCCUCAGCCUGAGCGGCCCAGCCCUGCUUAUCCCACGUCUCUCUCCCCGUGCCAGAGCAGGGGAUGGAUGUUCCCCUGGGUGCAUCCCCUCUGCUCUUCCCCUUCUGCAGGAGCUGCGUGGGGAAGGGCCCUGGCAGUCCUUGAGUACCAUGGAGACCGAAGCCUCUUAUCUGCUCCUUAUCAGGACAGCCCCGCCAGGCCCUGCUGAGUCAGGGUGCAGGAACGUGGCACCCGGCCAGGCUGCGCCCAGCAGAAGCGAGGUGCUGAGCACCAGCUGGGCCAAUGGAGCUGCAGGUCCUGCCGCUGGGAGCCCUCAGUGCUGCUGUGUGUAAAGAAACCUGCAGGGUCUUGUCUCUAAUCCUUUCCUGGAUCUGCUCCCAUGCGCAGCACAGGACCUGCUGUGACAGGCAUGUCUGACAUUUGCAGAGCUCCUUCGGUCCCUGUGAGCGCCGGGCACGAUGGCACGCGGUGGGGAUGGAGCGGGCGGCGAGCAGCGCGUGCAGCGCUGGGAAGGGUGCAUGGGGGGAGGAGGACAGGAGCUCAGCAGAGGCAGAGCAGCGCUAACAGAGCUCUGGACUUUGGCACAGCUCGGCGUGGCUCAGCAGGAGGGAGGAGGUGACAGUGGUGUGCCCGCAGCCGGGGGCUGCCAUGCGUAGGGCUCACCCCCAGCCCUCCCUCGCCUGCUGUCUGCCCGUGCUCUGUGUAGGCCAUUCCCGCCUGGAUCCGGCUCCCAGCUCAGACAGUGUUUGCCUUCAAACCUGUUUGGUGGCUUCUCAGGAGGGGCCGAGCGCAGGUGGGGACGCAGCAGGAGGCCCCGUGCAAUGGGCUGGGAGCUGCACUGCACUGCCUGCCAGCUGUAUGGGGCUGAGGGACGGAGCAGCCCAGGAGGGACCGCGGCUUCCCAGUGUGUUGUGUGACCGGAGCUCAGACUCUGUGCUUUUGUGGCUCAGCUUGUCCCCAUUUCAUUGCUGUGCUUCUGCCUGACAGCAGCUGUGGACCACAGCCCUCCCCCAGGUGGGGUUUCCCAUCCCAUCCCCACCUGAUUCUCUGUGGCCGUUCACUUUCCCAGGGCACUCGCGGUAGUUUUCUGCACUGUAAUUGAAAGGAAGAAGAAGACUCUUGUUUGUUUUCCUGUUUAAAAUUAAUUUUAUUUCUGUCUCUACAUGGGAUUGCCUUUGAGAACAGAACCAGCAGUGCUGUUCAGGUCGUGUUUAUUUACUUUGCGGAGAUGUUUUCCUGGCUGGAAGAUCAGCCCUGGAGCAAGGAGCAGGGCUGGCUGUAACCCUGCAGAUAGCACUGCGGGGCAGCCCGGGGCCUUGUGGCCAAAGCCACCGUCAAUAUUAUUGUGCUCUUGUCCUGCCUUAAGACGGCUCAGUCCCAGUGUGCAGACCCCAUGCAGAGAGUCGGGGCAGCAACAAGGGUGGGGAGCUCCUGCAGCCCUCUUGGCACACAGGGACUGUGCUGUCCCCAAGCAGCGGCCACAUUUGCACGCCUGGGCAUCACCAUUUGGUGCCUGUGAGCACCGUUUGAUGCUCCGUGGUGCAGAAGGUCCCCAGUGCCACCCAGAAGGGAAGGCAGCAUCUCCUCCCGUUGCUCCUCUGGGACCUCGCAGCCCCCAUGCCAGCUCCCCUGCUCCUCCUCCCCAUUUUUCCCCGAUGAGUCAGUGGUGCCGGGCGGGCGCUCCUGUUCCCCGCCGCAGGACCCAAAGGCAAGUCGGGGCAGUGCUGUGCAGGCAGCGAUGGAUGCACACACCUGGGGAUAAUGGCCCAGCCCGCUGCUCACAGGAGGUGCAGGCGCAGCGUGGAGCACGGAGCCAGCGCUCACCCCUUAGCCAGGCAGUGAGGGUUUCUCCCCUGGCUCACCCAUAGACGGAGCCCCUGCAGUGGGGCCUGCACCACCUCCUUGCGGCAUCCUCAGCUGCGUGGACCCAGCUGUGCUCCUUUGGGGUCUCAGCUCUGGUCUCUCCCUCCAUAACAACAGCAGCGCUUUGCCCGUUGGACACCAGGUUCUGAACAGAGAAAUCAUCCUUGGGGCCGUCCUACCUGUCCUGGGCAGGAACCGGUCCUCCUGCUGCAGGAUGCGGCUGCCACGUGCGCAUGAGGCACGUGUGUGCCAGGCUGGAGCAGGAGAGCCUGGAGGGGACGGGUCGAUCCAGGGCGCUUCACAAGGAGUGAGUGAGGGAUGGGAUGGGAUGCCUGGGCAGGCGUGUUGCUGCCGGUGUGGGCCGCAGCUGCAGCCUCUGCUGUGGGAUCCCCGUGUGCUGGGCUGCAGCUCCAUCCUGCUCCAUCCUUUGCUGCCAUGGAUACUGAACCUUUCCUGCAGCACAGCGAUGCGCUGCCCGCAGAGCAGAGGGCAGCGCUUGGUGCAGCACGUGCCGCCUGCUUUGUGCACCCUCAGCCCUUUCAUUUUGGCCCUUUUCCAUUUGUGCUGUGAAAAGAGCUGGGAGUGGCUGCCUGUGGCUGCCGGCACCUUCUGGGUGAGCGCGUGGGCAGUGGGGCUGAUCCUGUCCUGCUGUGGGGAAGGUGCUGUGCACUGCUGACUGCAGGGGUAGGUGUGCAGGAGCUGCAGGGAGCUCUGCACGUUUGCUGGAGGAGAUGCAGAGGAGGCUGCACCACCAGGCCAGGGCCGUGCCCGUAGCGCAGUCCCUCUGUGCCUUGGGUAGCUGCUCUGCCCGCAGCCAGCCCCAUGUUUGGCUGCAGUAAGCUGGUUGCACAUGAGCUGCUCCUGCACAGGAAGAAGGCUUUGCCCCACCUGCCCCACUGCAGGUGCAGCGUGCAGGAUGGAUGCGUGGUGCUGGUGGGGCCCCGAGUGACAUCAGUGCUUGUUUGGUAGGGUCAGCACUGUGCUGGUGCAAAGCUCAGCACUCACCUCCCACCCCACGCGGUGCCCCGGGUGCUGCUCCCCUUCACGCCUGGCUGGACGGCCUUCCUUCAACGUGGGGGGGUGAAGGAGGGGUCUGGGGCAGCCGCCGGCUGCUCCCUGCAGCAGGGCCGCACGCUGCACCCAUCUGGCAGUGCAGAGGAAUCCCUGUGCAGUGGGGCAGCCCGACAGUGGGUGCACAGAGAGGUGUGGGUGCUCCCUGCCUCCCCUCUGCCUGCAGUUCUUUCCCCUCGUGCGUGGGCACUGCGGCUGCCAACCUCCAUUCCUCUCCUCUCCCCCCCGCCUGCCCCAGCGGCUGGAGCUACUGGUUAGACUGGUCCGAAGCCCGGUUAUCCCCCAGUGCCACAGGCUGACCGUGACACUGCCGUGCUGGGGGACACGGUGGGGACAUGGGAGCACCGGCCCUACCUGCCCUGCUGCAGCAGGUCCCAAAGGUUGAUGCCUGGGGGGGAAAUGCCUCCCAGCUCCUCCCAAUUGAUCACAGUGCUGUGAAGGCCAGCACGCCAGUUUGCAGGGCUGCUGUGUCCAGUGGGGACCAGUCCUGAUUGAUGUGGAUGAUGCAGGGGGAUUCCUCCCCGAGCACAAGAAUUUGGGGGGAAUUCUCUGCACUCAGCCCCAUGCCAGGCAGGGUGCGUCCCCGCACGCUUCGUGCAGGAAGGAGGGGAGGGCCGGGGGGGAGCGUGAGGCCAGAGGAGGGGCCCUGCUCUCCUCCUCCCAGCACCGGGAGCGCGCUGGGAGCAGCCGGGCUGUCCCCUCCUGCCGCCGCGCAUCCCCCCCCCGGCUCCGGCCUCUCCCCGCGCAGCCGCUCCGCCGGGCGAGCAUCCUCCCGCCGGGCUUCGUGCAGCCGGUCCUGCGGCACGGACGAGCGUGGGGAGAAAGAGCUGCGGUCUCGGCAUCCGCCCCCCGGCGCGAUAGGCGGCGGCGAAGCCUCGGCUGGGGGCGGCGGAGCCCCUUCUCGCGGGGAGCAGACCCUCCUCCUGGCCACCAUGGUGGUUUUCAUGGGCAGGAACCUCUCCUCGCUUCUGGCUUUCUUCAAGAAGAAGGGUGCUGCCAAGACCGAGAACGACAGGCGGCUGAGCGUGCAGUACAAAGCAGGCGAUGAGUGCCCCGACAAUGUCUUCUUCCCCAGCACGCGGCCCCCGCACCUGGAGGAGCUGCACAACCAGGCCCGCGAGGGGCUCAAAUCCCUGCAGCACCAAGAGAAGCAGAAGCAGACCAAAAGUGCCUGGGACCAAGGGGACACCAACAGCCUCCAGUCCUGUGCGUUGUCGGAGGAUGACAGUGUGUCCUUACGGAGCCGGGCAGCCUCCUGCAUCACUGACAGCGCCUCUGAGGACGCCCUCUCCAUCCGCUCCGAGAUGAUCCAGCGGAAAGGUUCCACAUUCCGACCACACGAUUCCUUCUCCAAAUCUUCAGAGAAGGCUGGCAGGAAGAGGAAGGAGCGGAGGACAACAGUGCUGGGCAUCCCCCAGCACGUCCAGAAGGAGCUGGGUCUCAGGAACAGCCGAGAGAUCAGGGAACGUCCCACAGAUGGGCACGUGGGCAGCCGGGCACCGCAGCCCCUGCUGAACGGCGGCCAGGUCUCCGGUGAGGCCAUCCGUAUUCCCACCAUCGAUGGGAACCUGCCACCACUGGACGUCCCAGGGGGUGCCCGUGUGCGCCUGGGAGCCUUGGAGGAAACAGACACGGCUCUGCAGAAGCACAUUGACCGGGUUUACUACGACGACACGUUGCUGGGGAGGAAAACGUCGGCCAAGCUGUCGCCCAUGGUGAGGCCGAAGUCUCUGGCCGUGCCAGGCAUGACCACCAGCGCCAACCCCCCGGAUCUGCUGAGCCCCGUCAUGUCCAUCUCACCCCAGGGCACCUACAUGUCCAAGAUCAUCCCCAACGCCAUCCUGCCGCCUAUGGUGGACGUGGUGGCCCUGACGAGGAGCAGCGUGCGGACGCUGAGCCGCUGCAGCCUGGUGUCGUCCAGCCCGGCCUCGGUGCGCUCUCUCGCCCGCUUCUCAGAGCACAGCACCCGCAGCCGUGAGCCCUCCUCCUCCAGCGACAACUGGAGCCACUCGCAGUCCACAGAGACCAUUGUCUCCAACAGCUCCACCAUCUCCUCGCAGGGCGGCUCUGACCGCCGGCAGGCCGAGGCUGGGCUGUGCAGCGAAGCCGACACCGCGCGACGCUCCGACAACGAUCAGAUCAGCGUGUACAGCUCUGCCAGCUUUGCCAGCGCCUGCUCCAAGCCUGCCGUGGCUGCAGUGCACACAGCUCACGGGCUGCUGGCCGUGGGGCCCCGCAGUGUGGGCAGCAGCGGCCGCACAUCCCCCGCCUUCAGCACCAGCAGCCAGGCUGAGGGCUCGGACACGGGCAGCCUGGCGAGCGAGCGCUCCUCGGCACGCAGCGUCUCCCUCAGGAAGAUGAAGAAGCCCCCGGCACCCCCUCGCAGGACAUUCUCGCUGUACCAAAAGGCGGAGGGGGAGCACAAGGUGCUGGGGCUGCCCCCCAAGCCCAACCGGCGGCCGCAGCAGGCGAGCGAUGCGCCCUGGUCCCCGCACCCUGAGCCCUUCAGCCCGACGGUUGAGGAUGAGGUCUUCUCCUCAUCACUGAGUGAGACCAGCAGCAUCCGCUCUGAGAGCUUGGCUGGGACCAACUCCCCCAAGACCUCACGGGGCAGCCCUGGUGAGCGGGGAAUAACGGUGGUGCUGAGGGAACCCUCAGCUCAGCCCAAGUGGAGCUGCCCAGAUGGCUCUGACCGCACCAUGUCACCCUCCAGCGGAUAUUCCAGCCAGAGCGGGACGCCCACACUGCCUACCAAGGGGCUGGGACCCCCGGCCGCAUCCCCAGGCAGGGUCCAGCCCCAGAAGCCCGACCGGGUCUGCUCCUUACAGUCCCCCGCGCUGUCCGUCUCCUCCUCCCUCACCUCUAUCUCCUCCUCUGCCUCAGACCCAGUGCCCUCUGAGACACCGCACUGCGCUCAAAGCCGUUCGGAUAGGUUUGUCAUCCCGCCGCAUCCCAAGGUGCCCGCUCCCUUCUCCCCUCCGCCCACCAAGCCCCAGACACCUACUGCCCCCGCCGGCCCUCUCACCCCUUCACUGGACCCGUCGGUGCCCAGUGCCGCAGGGCAGGAGCCCUCCACCAAACCCGGCACCAAAUCACCACCGCCAUCACCACCACCUGCCUACCACCCGCCUCCUCCACCGGCCAAGAAGGCAGAGGUGAGCCCCGACAGUGCCUGUGAGGCCCCCGCGGAGGCUACCUGGCCCCCACCGCCCCCCCCGGCCCCUGAGGAGCACGACCUGUCCAUGGCAGACUUUCCUCCUCCAGACGAAGCCUGUUUCUCCAGCCUGCCCCCGCCUGAUGCCGUGCUGACCCCAGCAGCAGGGCAGAACCACGCGCCGAGCACAGCCGCAUCUUCCUCCUCCUCAACCACCGUCUCCUCGAGCGUCCAGCAGCAGGGCUCACCGCCAUCCCCCACCACGCCACUUCCCGGAGCCACCGCGCCACCACCCGCGGCCACCGUGCCCCCACCGCCACCUCUGCCGCCACCAUCAGCUCCUGCUUUACCGCCCCAGAUCUGCCUUAAGAAGGCGGCGAACGGCUCCCGGGCAGACAGCAAGAAGGAGCCAGCAUCGCGCAGCAAGAGCGGCCCGGUGCCCAAGGAGGACGCCAGCCUGCCCAUCGUCACGCCGUCGCUGCUGCAGAUGGUGCGGCUGCGCUCCGUCAGCGUGGAGCCGCCCGCCGUGGCCGAGGAGCGCGCGGUGCCGCAGAAGCCCAUCCGCCGGGCCCUGUCCACGCGGCAGCCCAAUCCUGCCAAAGAUGCGGUGCCUUCAAACCCGCUCCAUGCUGCUGUGCACCUCAAGGCCUCCGCUGCGUCCUCCGGUGAGGCUUCUGGGCUGGCCGCAAAACCCCUGGGCGGCAAAGCGACUCCUCCUGGCCUGGAGGCGCCUGCCGGCGAUGGGCAGCUGUCCCCCAGGCACAAAUCCCCCACCUCCACCGCCAGCUUCAUCUUUGCCAAAAGCACCAAGAAGCUGGUGAUCGAGACACCCUCAUCCCCUGAGGCACAGGCCGACCUGAAGAGGAAUUUGGUCACCGAGCUGAUGAAUUUCUCCGGGCAGCGCUCGGCAGCCCCAGCUGCUGCCCAGCAGGGCCCAGGCAAGGCACCGGUGCACCGAAAGCCUGGCAAAGUGCCCCCUCCUGUUGCCAAGAAGCCUUCGCUCGGCCUCGGGCCGUCUCCAUCACCACUGAGCCCAAAGGCACCGGAGGCGCUGGGCUCCCCUGCGCCAGAUGAGAAAGUCAAGGCAGUGGCAGUGGAGGAGGAGAGCAGAACCAGCAGUGAGCCGGUGGGAAUGGCUGAGGGCAGAAGCGCCGCGGUUGCAGAGCCGCCAGCACAAGACGGACAGGGAGAGACGGCCUGAAGGACGGAGCUGCAGGACUGGUGCCCCCGCGGACAGGAAUCCAAAUCUCUCAGGGACCUGGGCAGGUCAACGGAUGAGUGUGGAACUGGCAACUAACUUAACACAGGAAGCAAACAGCCUUAGCCUCCAUGGCCUUGAUGAUAUUUAUGCAAAAAUGGUGUUGGUUUCACUUUCCUAAGUACUACAGCUUUAUUUUGCAUUAUUUUUUUUACUGGACUCGAGGCCCACGCCCAGAGCCAGCGCUCCUCCCUGCUGCGCUGCCGCGUGGUUUGCGCGUGUGAGCAGAGCAGCUGCGCAGAGAGGAGGGCGAGGGGCUGCGAGGACAGCGCUGGAUCCAACCUGCUCCCGGCCAGCCGGGCCUGUACAGAAUCAAAGCACUUUGGACAAAGAACUGGAAGGCUUCGGCCGCCCCUGGGAGGACUUGGGCGGCAGCAGCAGCAGCGUGAGACGGAGCCCCGGAUGGAGCGGAGCGGCGCUGCAGCCCUGGAGAAAAGCACGAGGGGUCUCUGGGCCGGCGCCGCUCCCCGGCUGCGGCUCACGGCGCUGCUGGGCCCGGCCGGCUGGGAGCCGCGCGGCUCGGCAGGAGCCCUGUGAGCUGCCGCCCUGGGCUGUGGGGUGGAGCCUUGAUUUCUGUUUCUGUAAACUUUGGUCACAUUUUGAUUUCUUUGAUUGUAAGGAAAAAAAAAAACAACAAAAGAACCAAAACCAAACAACCCUCUGCCGCCAAGUAGCCCCUCAGAGCUCUGUACCUGGCUGGUAAAGAUGCUGACUGAA
Messenger RNA from Tympanuchus pallidicinctus (lesser prairie-chicken), 10105 nucleotides. RefSeq names its product KIAA1522 ortholog (gene NHSL3). Gene Ontology annotation, biological process: cell differentiation. Lineage: Eukaryota; Metazoa; Chordata; Aves; Galliformes; Phasianidae. Bases 5471 to 9331 code for a protein of 1286 amino acids. The transcript is spliced from 7 exons. The record is from RefSeq and is a predicted model, not a curated record.